Messenger RNA from Colletotrichum orchidophilum, 792 nucleotides. RefSeq lists its product as uncharacterized. NCBI's taxonomy places the organism in Eukaryota, Fungi, Ascomycota, Sordariomycetes, Glomerellales, Glomerellaceae. Bases 1 to 792 code for a protein of 263 amino acids. The record is from RefSeq and is a predicted model, not a curated record. The transcript has a single exon.
AUGAUUGUCCCUCUACUCAUCGCGAGAUCCGGGGGAAACCCGGACUCCGACCCCGUAGCCGCCGACUUCACCGCCGGACCGACCACCGGCGGCGGCGGAGGAGGCCCCAACCAACAAACGCUCAUCAUCGUCUCCACCAUUCUCGGCUCCUCGUUCCUCCUCAUCAUCGCCAUCGCCGUCUACUUUACAAUCAUCCGCCGCCGCCGCAAGAGGCAAUUCGCAGAAGAAUACAAAACUGCAUGCCUUCGCGAUCCCGAUCUCACGUGGGAGGAGUACACGCGGCGAACGAAGCUGACGCGGUCGCGCAUCAUGCUAGCCGAGGAGGAGCUGAGGGACACAAUCAUCCGCAAGUCGCUCCAAAACAGGUCAUCCGUCACCGUCACACCCAUCGCCGUCACUGCCGCCGCCGCCGCCGCCCCGGACACGCCCACGACGCCCGUGUCGCCGCCGGCCAGGACACGGUCCAAGACGUGGCAUGGUCGCAGCAGGUCCCGGUCGAGCCUCGACGCGGAGGAGGGUGAAGGGCUCCUGAUGUCUCUUCGCGGCGAUUGGACCGAGCACGAAGCGCGCGUCGAGAGGACGUGGCAGCUCCUUCACAAGAAGUACCCGACGAGGCGGGUGACGCUGCCGGUGGAGGAGGACUCUGGCGGUCCGAUACGGCCGCCCACGAUACGGCUGAAGACGCCGCCGUUGCUUUCGCAUCCCAUGUUUCGGGGGUGGAAUGGGGAGAGCACCGUCAAGCAUUCCAGCGUGCCGACGGAGCUGGAGAAGAUGAGGCCCGCGCAGAUUUGA